Molecule: messenger RNA, 1773 nt
Organism: Mustela erminea (ermine)
Lineage: Eukaryota; Metazoa; Chordata; Mammalia; Carnivora; Mustelidae
Product: signal-regulatory protein beta-1-like
Exons: 6
Coding region: 107-1315 (402 amino acids)
Biological process (GO): positive regulation of T cell activation; positive regulation of phagocytosis
Cellular component (GO): plasma membrane
Source: RefSeq, a predicted model, not a curated record
CUUCCUCUUAUGUGAGGGACAUGAGACUUCCCCUCUCAUCGCAGAGCAGAGUCCCGAGGCCUCUGCCAGGCAACAUUCACCCAGAGUGGGGCUCUGGGCCACCAGGAUGCCCGCAUCUGCCUCCCCACCCCCGCUGCCCGGGCCAUCCCUGCUGCUGCCUCUGCUGCUGGGCCUCACAGGUGUGGCUGGUGAGGCGGGGCUGCAGGUGAUCCAGCCUGACAAGUCAGUGUCUGUCGCAGCCGGACAGAUAGCCACUCUGCGCUGCACCAUGACCUCCCUGAUCCCCACAGGGCCGGUUCAGUGGUUCAGGGGUACAGGGCCAGGCCGGGAGUUAAUCUUCAGUUACAAAGGAGGGCACUUCCCCCGAGUAACAAAUGCUUCUGACACCACAAGGAGAAACAACAUGGACUUUUCCAUCCGCAUCAGUAACGUCACCCCAACAGACACCGGAACCUACUACUGUGUGAAGUUCCAGAAAGGGACCCCUGAUGAUGUGGAGUUUAAGUCUGGACCAGGCACCAGAAUGUUUGUACAUGCUAAGCCCUCUCUUCCAGAGAUUUAUGGCCCCUCCAGCAGGGCCAGCCCAAGCCAGAUAAUGAAUCUCACCUGCACAUCAACUGGCUUCUUUCCCAAAAACAUACAGCUGAAAUGGUUUGAAAAGGAUGUGGAGCUUCCAGCCUUUCAGACCCUCGUCUUCCUGCCUAGAGACGCCGAAGCCUACACCAUCUUCAGCACAGUGCUGGUGACCCUUGACUUAUCCUUACUACACUCCCAGGUCACCUGCCAGGUGACUCACAGUACAUUGCAGAGCCCCCUCAGUAGGCACGUGAACAUCUCCAGAUUCCUCCAAGUUAUACCCACAGUGACCAUAUCCGUCCACCGGGUCCCAAGCCUCCAGCUGGCCAUCCUCAUCUGCCAUGUGCAAAGGUUCUACCCUGAAGUCAUACAAAUCACCUGGCUGGAGAUGAACAGAAGUAUUAAGGCCUAUGAGACUUCUGCCCCUACCAAGGACCCGGAUGGCACAUUCAACCAAGACAGUCAUAUCCUGGUUUACAUCUCAGAGGACAGAGCACCGUUCACCUGCCAAGUGGAGCAAGAGGCCCAGCCACUGAUCCAGGCCAGCGUGCCACUGAAUGCCAGAGCAUCCAGCUCCUUCUCUGGAACCCUCAUCCUGCUUGGCUGGAAGUUGUUUUCCCUGACGGCACUUUGCAUCAUCUAUGUCCUCAAGAGGAGAUUCCCUUCCCAGAGGACUGAUCCAAGAGAGGCCCUGGCCAUGAAGUCUGCAGCGACUCCCAAAGCUUCUCCUGCCUCGUGAGUCUUCUGAGACCUUCUGCACUGGCUGUCCCUCGCUGUUUCCUGCAGCCCCCAGAGAAAGUGAGAACCUGGACCUUGAGGGUUAGUUGGGAGAGGUAGGCUCUCACAUCGUAUGAAAGAAAAGAAGCUUCUCUGGGGAUUCUGGACAUGAAGUUCAUGACCCUGAGCAAGAAACUCAGCAGAGCAAAACAAGCUCCUACCCAAGGAGGAACACAGACCUGCAAAUUCUGAAGGCUCCUCCCGACUCCUCAAGGAAAGCCCAUGGUGGGCACCCAAACUCUCAGGAAACCUUGACAGCACCAUCAUUAAAAUGGGAUUAAAAGAAACUCUUAUAGCCAAUAAAUAUAUGAAGAGAUGUUCAGUCUCAUCAGUAAUCAGGAAAAGCCAAAGAAAAACCACACCGAGGUGCCAUUUUUUCCCUAUUCCAAUAGGAAAAAUAAAGAAGCAACUGGCUCUUUC